AUGGGUGUCAUUCGUAAGAAGACGGUCACGAGGGGUGAGGGUGGUGUGAAAUAUGUUUGCGACGUUUGCUCAUCGGACAUCACAUCAACGGUUCGCAUUAGGUGUGCAGACCAAUCAUGUUCCGAUUUCGACUUAUGCGUCUCCUGCUUCGCCAAAGGGGAGUCUCGCAAUAAUCACGACCCCGCCAACCAUGAGUUCCGGGUAAUUGAGCAGAACUCGUUCCCCAUUUUCGAACGCGAAUGGGGUGCGGACGAAGAACUCUUGCUUUUGGAGGGCGCCGAAACGUACGGUCUUGGGUCAUGGGCGGAUAUUGCCGACCACAUUGGCGGGUUUCGCGAGAAGGACGAGGUUCGCGACCACUAUCUUGAAACUUACGUCAACUCCCCGAAUUUUCCGCUGCCGAAACGAUGCAGGCUGCACGAUUGUGAGCUCGCAAACGAAGUGCCCCGAGAAGAGUUCCAGGCGCAAAAGAAGAGGCGGAUCGAGGAGCGGCGAGAAAAGUCCAAAAGCGCGCCAGCGUUGCAGCCCAAAACCAAACCCACCGCCAGCGUGCCCAGCUGUCACGAAAUCCAGGGCUUCAUGCCGGGUCGUCUUGAAUUCGAAACUGAAUAUGCCAACGAGGCAGAAGAGGCCGUUCAGCACAUGCAAUUUGAUCCUGGCGAUGGCAUGAACCCGCGCACUGGUGAACUCGAACCGGAGAUGGAGCUCAAGCUCACCGUCAUGGAUAUUUACAACUGUCGGCUGACGCAACGUGUGGAUCGCAAAAAGGUCAUUUUUGAACACGAUUUGUUAGAAUACAGGGAAAACACCAAGAUUGAGAAAAAGCGAUCAAAGGAAGAGAAAGAUAUGUUACAAAAGGCCAAGCCUUUCGCCAGGAUAAUGAAUCACAAAGAUUUCGAGGACUUCAACCAGGGAAUUAUCGAUGAGCAGAAUUUGCGCCAAGCCAUCGCCCAGCUACAAGAAUGGCGCAGCUUGAAGAUUGGGGACUUGAGAAGUGGCGAAAAGUACGAAACAGAAAAGGCUGCUCGGAUACAAAAGGCUAUUCCCUUGGGGUCCAUGGACAGAGAGAGGCUUGCCAGCAACCAACGAUCAAAACAGCAAGCUGCGCCUGAAGCACCCAGCGGCGCGUCGCUUCUCGUUGCCCCGGAACUCGCCAUUCGUCCUGCUCAGACGAAUGGCGAGACCAUCAAUGGCGAGAGCAAACCCCUAGUCAACGGGCAUGCUAAUGGGAUGAACGGGGUUGACGGUAUUCAUGGCCAGGCGCCGGCCAGACAAAGAUACACACCGCAGCCUAUUUCCGGUGUGCAACCUCUUCAACUGAACCAAGACACUGCAGCGGACCUGCACCUGCUCACGCCUGACGAAGCCAAGCUGUGCGAGAUUAUUCGACUACAGCCCAAGCCCUACUUGAUGAUCAAAGAGCAGAUACUGAAGGAGGCGCUCAAGACCAACGGGACGCUUAAGAAGAAGCAAGCCAAGGAAAUAUGCCGACUUGACUCACAAAAAGGAGCCAGAAUAUUCGAUUUCUUCAUCAAUGCGGGAUGGUUAGGAAAGGCCUGA
Molecule: messenger RNA, 1560 nt
Organism: Metarhizium album ARSEF 1941
Lineage: Eukaryota; Fungi; Ascomycota; Sordariomycetes; Hypocreales; Clavicipitaceae
Product: transcriptional adaptor-like protein
Exons: 2
Coding region: 1-1560 (519 amino acids)
Biological process (GO): regulation of transcription by RNA polymerase II; chromatin remodeling
Cellular component (GO): nucleus; SAGA-type complex
Molecular function (GO): transcription coactivator activity; chromatin binding; zinc ion binding
Source: RefSeq, a predicted model, not a curated record